Helobdella robusta is the source of this 651-nucleotide messenger RNA. RefSeq lists its product as hypothetical. The record is from RefSeq and is a predicted model, not a curated record. Bases 1 to 651 code for a protein of 216 amino acids. Gene Ontology annotation, biological process: L-glutamate catabolic process. Gene Ontology annotation, molecular function: L-glutamate dehydrogenase (NAD+) activity. Lineage: Eukaryota; Metazoa; Annelida; Clitellata; Rhynchobdellida; Glossiphoniidae. The transcript is spliced from 5 exons. Gene Ontology annotation, cellular component: mitochondrion.
AUGAAUCAAUUUUCAGGCAUACGCUACGCAAGAGAUGUUUGUGCUGAUGAAGUAAAAGCUCUUGCUUCUCUCAUGACAUACAAAUGUGCCUGCGUCGAUGUGCCAUUUGGAGGAGCUAAAGGAGGUAUCAAAAUAAAUCCCAAACAGUACUCAGAAUUCGAAUUGGAAAAAAUUACUAGACGUUUCACUAUAGAACUGGCGAAAAGAGGCUUUUUAGGACCUGGCAUUGAUGUACCUGCCCCGGAUAUGGGCACUGGACCAAGAGAAAUGAGUUGGCUAGCUGACACAUUUCAAGAAACAUUAGGUCAUUAUGACAUGAAUGCUCAUGCUUGUGUAACUGGGAAACCAAUAUCUCAAGGAGGCAUCCAUGGUCGCAUAUCUGCCACUGGAAGAGGAGUUUUCCAUGGAAUAGAAAUGUUUAUUAACAACAAACAUUACAUGGAUCAAAUUGGGCUAUCUACUGGACUGGAAAACAAAACAUUUAUUGGAUUUGGAAAUGUUGGUUUGCACACAAUGAGAUAUUUGCACAGGGCAGGUGCUAAAUGUGUAGGAGUUAUGGAAUGGGAUUGUAGUAUUUUUAACCAACACGGUAUUGACCCAAGAGAAUUAGAAGAUUGGUUUUUGGUGAGUCCUCUGAUUCAUAAUUUUUGA